CGAUUAUAAAUCAGAAUUUGAGAAGAAGGGAAUUUGGUAUGAGCAUAGGUUAAUUGAUGACAUGGUAGCUCAGGCACUCAAAUCAGAGGGAGGAUUUUUAUGGGCUUGUAAAAACUAUGAUGGAGAUGUACAAUCGGACAUAAUAGCGCAAGGGUAUGGUUCGUUGGGUUUGAUGACAAGCGUAUUGCUCACUCCCGAUGGAAAGACAAUGGAAGCCGAAGCUGCACAUGGCACCGUCACAAGACACUAUCGUGAACACCAGAAGGGAAGAGAAACGUCAACAAAUCCAAUUGCAUCUAUCUUCGCAUGGACACGUGGACUAGCACAUAGAGCACAAUUAGACAAUAACAAUAAAUUACUCAAGUUUUCACACAAUUUGGAGAAAGCUUGCAUAGACACUGUCGACAUCGAGGGCAAGUUAACCAAAGAUCUUGCAUUGACCAUCCAUGGAAAGAAUCUACGCAGGGAGCAUUAUGUUACAACCAACGAAUUCUUAGACGGCGUUGCGCUUACAUUCAAGAGGAUAUACAAUGAAUGA
Paraglomus occultum is the source of this 538-nucleotide messenger RNA. The record is from the annotation of a GenBank genome assembly. Lineage: Eukaryota; Fungi; Glomeromycota; Glomeromycetes; Paraglomerales; Paraglomeraceae.